AUUUUAUUUUCCAUGAUUGUCUUUAUGUGUGGAAUCUCCCAUCUGAUACGUAUUAAAUAUUAUUGGUAUUCCAGGUGUUCAAUUUCAGCACCGGAAGAAUAAUUAAUAAAACAGUGUUUGACAGUGAGGUCACUGCUAUGGACCAUGACCAUACUGGUCAGCUAAUUUUCUGUGGGGAUGCACAGGGAUGUGUUUAUACAGUUAAAAUGGACUCUCACACAGGUGCAUUAUCUCGGUCUCAUCGUAAUCGAAGUAGCAGCAAGCGCAAAUCUCCUAUCACAACUGUGCAGUACAGAACAUUUUCUCUACUAGCACGAGGCCCUGUGCUUUUGAUAUUUACUCGAGAUGGAAACUUGUCUUUCUUUAGUGUUGCUUUGGAGAUACAAGGUUAUUUGACUCUUCGUUGCUCACUGAAAUUGGCUCCACGACUACACAGCAUCCGUGCUUCUUUCUGCCCUCUGCUUUCCCUUGAAAAAGGAGAAUACAUAGUUGCCGGUAGUGAGGAUGCAAAUGUGUACUUCUACGAUUUAACUCGACCACGGCAUACAUGUGUAAACAAGCUACAGGGUCAUGGCUACUCAGUUAUAGGUAUUGCUUGGAACCAUGGAGAGAAUUUGUUGGCCUCAUCUGAUUUUGGAGGCACUGUUAUUGUAUGGAAGAGAGCAAAGAUGAAUUAAAUUCCAAGGUAGAGUUUUCGAAGACAAAUCAGGAAAAAACCGCGGGAGAAUACUCAGAUGCGCUUUGUCAUUCUUUUUUGUAGAACUGUGGAAAAUAUAGUUUGGUAUCUCUCACAACCGUCUUAUGUCUUAUAAUCGGUAGAGUUAAGGAAACUGAGCAAUCAGGAGGACUAGGAAAUAUAUUUCUUUGUAUACAAUAUAUAUUUUCGGUUUGAUUUGAUUGAUUGAAUCUACAAGAUUCUUAUCCAUCAUUUUUCUAUAAAUUUUUGUGGAUUAACUUGGCG
Ilex paraguariensis (yerba mate) is the source of this 961-nucleotide messenger RNA. The record is from the annotation of a GenBank genome assembly. Lineage: Eukaryota; Viridiplantae; Streptophyta; Magnoliopsida; Aquifoliales; Aquifoliaceae.